CUUGUCGAGAAGUCCAGCUUCUGCUUUCAAUUUGGUUUUUCCUGGUUCCUUUGUAACCUAUUAAGGGUGGCAGAAUAAAUAAGUCUACAACAGCAAUCUUCGUUAGGGGUUUGAAGAGAGAAAAAUAACCGCAAUGUGCCAAAAUGGUAACUAUAUCCGAGUCAUCUGUAUAUACAUCUGUCCCCCAUAUUUCUCGUUUACUAAGACGCGGAUUGAUUGCAGCAUUCAACCAUUUAGCAUCAAUUUCUAUUCGGAUAAAUUUGCCAAUUGCAUUGUACAGUAACGGCAACUCAAACCAUGGAGUAUAGACGAACUGAGCAACAGGUUCAUUUCCAGACGAUAAGCAUGUCUCUAAAAAAGUAUCGAGGGCAGAAUUGUCGAUAUCAAUUGGAGGGGAUACAAAUUGACGAACAGGAAUCUGGGAAUACGCAUAAGAUAAUUUACUGACGCCAUCGUAACUCUGAGGCGCUCCAUACGCUGAGCUCGAAUAGGGCCACGGCGUGGAACCUGGUAUUACUGGUGAACCUGUCGGUGCACCUUGGUGAGAGGUAAAAGCUGCCGUUGGUUCUCCAGUACCACUGAAUUGCUGUAAGCUUUUCUUUUCGUCUUCAGGCUUUCCUUGCUCUCCUUCUACUUUUGUCUUUUUUUCCGAAUGACUACUGGACGUAGGGGAAUUUAUUGGUCGUUUCUCUGACGACGUCGGUGUUGAAGUUGCCAUUGGCACUGCUUCUGUAUGAGCAGACUCAAUUUCACUUUGAUGAGAAGUAAUCGUCUCGGGACUUUUCGGGCUUUGGGGGUUUUCUAAAAUAGACCCAAUCGAUAAUACUGAGAAUCCUACCUUCUCUGUUUUUGGUGUUCUUUGCAUACUAUUCUCAUUGCUGGUUUCUUGAUGUUGUUCUUUACUAGCACUUCAAUUAGAAUGUGUAGCCCCUAAGCUUCUUACCUGGCAGGUUGUGUCGACUGUUGAUUUUCCAUGAAUAUUGUAUUUGUUUUCACAUUCUGUUGUAUUUACAUGUUUCGACGCGAAUCUUCUGCAGAAUACCGAACUCGAAGACAGUGCAGCACAGCAGUAAUGUCAUAGACGACAGACAGUAUUCUAAGAGUGAACGAACGGCAGAGUAAAUAGCAAACAUUAUCUUAAAGUAUUUAAGCAUAUAUCAUACUUUAUAUACAUUCAGGUAAUAAUUCUCGAGCAAGGCACUUAGCGUUCUCAGAAAACCUUACCUAGCGCUACCAACUUCGUUUGAUUGAUUUAAUGUUUUAGGAUAAGCUUCAUGGCAAAUUUAUCCAACAAUGGAAUGGUGUCUUCUCUUGAGACAAAACAUGGCGAAUCACAAGAGGAACAACCCAGUAGCUUCAAAUACAAAUGCAUGAAACAGUACAUGUGCGAGAAAGUAGAAAAUGAUAGCAACAAGGUGGUUUGCUUAACGGUACAUCGGUUUUUUCGAAAGAUUCGCGGUCAUCUAGAGGAAGUGCGAUCAUUGAAUGGAUAAUUAGAACUAGAGGUUGAUUAGGAGCAUUUAUCUUGGAGCAUUCCAUUUCUGUGAUUCCCAAUUUACAAUGUGAAAUGAUUUGCUAUCCAACUGCAAAUCUUGGCAUGCCUUCGUAAAAGCGGCUUGUCGAGGUGAAUUCAUAACCUGAGGUUGAUUGGCAUCUAAGAUCUUUCGUAAAGCAUUUUCAGCCAAACGGGAUUCUUUCGUAGCAAGCUCCCGUAUCCGUCUAGGAGACGUGGGUCUCACUGGGUACACGGGGCUAGCUAAAUAAGUAUGAGAAGCAGGAAAAGGCGGCAAAUGACUUGCUACAUAAUUAGGACGGUUUUGAGAAACAGCCAAAGAACCCAGCAAGUGAGAUAUCAUGCUAGAAUCCAAAGAUGAUUUAAAUCGAUCCGGUAUAUCAGCCGACUUGUGAAUUCUUUCUUCCAAAUUUUUGAUGAAGUCCUUAGAUAAAGGCUUGUAUACUGUUUGUAACUCUUUUCGAAGACCUGACACAGGUAUAUUGCUCAAGUUGAACCAAUGUGCAACGUCUUCAGUAGUGGGUUCAUUAUGUUUUCCGAUUUGUGUAUGGAUUGCUAAUUCGUGAAAUAAAGUCUUAAGAUCUGAAGAACCAGUUAGCUAUGUUAAUGAAUUGUGAUUUUUCUCAUACGUUUAUCGAUUGCAUCCAAAAACAUUCGUUCAGCAGCUUUCGUUAUUCCGUCA
Messenger RNA from Schizosaccharomyces cryophilus OY26, 2195 nucleotides. RefSeq lists its product as uncharacterized. NCBI's taxonomy places the organism in Eukaryota, Fungi, Ascomycota, Schizosaccharomycetes, Schizosaccharomycetales, Schizosaccharomycetaceae. The transcript has 3 exons. The record is from RefSeq and is a predicted model, not a curated record. The coding region runs from base 1275 to 1493 and encodes 72 amino acids.